CCCAGAGCCGCACGGCGGCACUACAGCCCCCGGCAGUCCCGGACGCUUCUCCGCGCCCUCGCCUCUGCCGGAGCCGCGGCCGUGCCCGGCGUUGCGCGGGAAGGGGGCGGGAGCCAUGGCUGACAGUGGAGAGACUCCGGCGGCCCCGGCCGCGGCCCCUCCGGGUUCGCCGGCUCAGAGGCGGCGGCCGGGCGGCUCCCCCAGGGCGGCUGCCGGCGGGGCGGAGGGCGCGGAGGCGGCGGCCAUGCCGCGGCUGCCGCUGGGCGUCCCGGGCGGGGCGGCGGGGAUGUCGCUGCCGCGGCUGGAGAAGCCGAUCAAGCAGGCCUUCUACAACACCGGGGCGCUGCUGUUUGCGGGGCUGUGCUGCGGCGCCGCCGUCCUGGUCUACUUCAUCCUGGAGGCCUUCCUGCGGCCGCUGCUCUGGGCCGUGCUCUGCGGCACCUUCCUACACCCCUUCAAGAGCUCCCUGACGGCGCUGGGCCGCCGCUGGCUGGGCCGCCUGCACCGCUCCCGCACCCCGGUCCUGCUGGCCGCCCUCCUCCUCCCCAUCUGCUUCGCCAACUACGGGGUGGAGGCGCUGGGCGAGCAGGUGCUGCGGCGCCGGCGGCUCCUGCUGCUGCUGGGCGCUGGGGGGCCGAUCCUCUACGGGCUGUACUGCCUGGGCAGCUCCUUGGGCGUGCAGGUACUGCUGGCCCAGGCCGCCCGCCUCAUCUGCCAGGGGCUGGACUACUUCAGCAGCCAGUGGAUAUGGACGUUGGUAGUUGGUUACCUGCUGAUGGUUUCAUUCAAGUGGAAUAUAAGCACUGAACGUUACUUAAAAGCAGUCUCUGUCCCUGUCUGGAUUAUGCUGCUAUUUCACUUAGCUUCUGUGGCAGGCUCCUGGAGGAUUCCUGUGUUUCUGGUUAUAGUUGUUCUGAUGACGGUAGGCAUGUUGCAUGAACAGCAGAAUGGAAAGGAGUCUUCUGGGGCAGAGCUUCCUGGUCAGAUGAUUUCCAUUGCUGCUUCAACAAUUGCCAUGGCGAUUUCAAUGACAGAAGAUGAGUCCAGUAAUGAGCGUUCCUCACAACCCUCAGGAACAACCGAAGGUGAUCAGCCUCCACAUGCUUCAUCAUCUUUCUCCUCCUCUUCAUCGUCUUCUGGGAGCAGACAAAGACCUGAGAUAGGGUCUUUUCUUAGAAAAAAGAAAACUAGUGAUAUCUACUUUGUUGCACUUGUGUGGGCCAUUGUCAUUGUCCAGAUCUGGCUAAAUUUCUGGAUUGUGCAGCUCUUGCCAGUGCCUUUUGCAGUUUGGGCACUUAAAAAACUUGUGGUUCAUUUCGGAGUUUUGAACUUCAUGGCAAACCAUUGCAAAAGUUGGUGGCAACUUGUUGAAAAUUUUGUGAAGGAACGUCAGGAAGCUCUUGCUCCACGGCCCAUCAGAGGGCUCGGAAGAGUCAUGCUAAAGCUUGACAGUAAGCUGUGGCACUGGCUUAAUAAGAAGAUCAUCGUGUGGUUGGAGAAAAUGCUAGAUAAAAUAAUCAGCAUUUUCAUAAUAUUUUUGCUAGUGAUAGGAACCCUUCUGCUAGCCCUGCUCCUUACUGCAAAGGUACAUCAAGAGAGUGUUCACAUGAUUCAAGUCACAAGCAGCUUGAUCAAUGAGACAGUAGCCAGUCACCCAGAAUGGGCAAACUGGCUCCCAGAAGCCCAAGUUAUUCAGAAGGCACUCAAUUCAGCAGCUAAUAACGUAUACCAAUAUGGCCGAGAAUGGAUUACACAUAAGCUCCAUAAGAUUUUAGGAGAAAAAGUGAAUAACACCGCUGUGAUUGAAAAGCAAGUGCUAGAGCUCUGGGACAGGCUUUAUCACUCGUGGUUUGUGAAGAAUGUAACACAUUCUGGAAGACACAAAGGACACAAAUGGCACAUAAACCGCCAAAACAGCUGGCUUGGUGAUAUUCUGGACUGGCAAGAUGUUGCAUCAUUUGUUCAUGAUAACAUUGAAACAUUUCUUUCGAUCCUGGAGUCUCUGUGGAUAGUGAUGAGUCGCAACGUGAGCCUCUUAUUUACUACAGUUACAACAUUAGUGACAAUCCUCUUCCAUAGUGGGACAGCUCUUCUCAAUUUUGUGCUUUCAGUGGUGAUUUUUCUGACCACGUUGUUCUACCUAUUGAGUUCCAGUGAUGAGUACUACAAGCCAGUAAAGUGGGUGAUAAGCCUGACACCUUUGUCUCAGCCAGGUCCCUCCUCAAAUAUAGUUGGCCAAUCUGUGGAGGAAGCAAUAAGAGGUGUAUUUGAUGCUUCUCUCAAAAUGGCUGGGUUCUAUGGACUCUACACUUGGCUGACUCACACUAUAUUUGGGAUUAACAUAGUCUUCAUACCAUCUGCAUUAGCAGCAAUCCUUGGAGCAGUGCCGUUUCUGGGGACGUACUGGGCAGCCAUCCCUGCAGUCCUAGAUUUGUGGCUUGUGCAAGGACAGGGAUGCAAAGCCAUUUUGCUCUUGGUUUUUCACCUUUUGCCAACCUAUUUUGUAGACACAGCAAUUUAUUCAGAUAUAUCAGGAGGUGGUCAUCCUUACCUGACAGGUCUUGCGGUAGCUGGUGGAGCGUAUUACCUGGGACUGGAAGGAGCCAUCAUAGGACCAAUUCUGCUUUGUAUACUUGUGGUAGCUUCAAACAUAUAUAGUGCCAUGUUGGUGAGUCCAACAAAUUCAGUGCCCACUCCAUCACAAGCAGCAUGGCCGUUACAGAUUUACCGGUCUUCUAGAGAGAGUCCUGAGGAGAUCAAAAUGGCUGCAGCAGAGUGAUGAAGGUGCUGUGCUGCACAUAUUCAACAUGAGAGAAUCACUGUCUUCUGUCUUGAGUUCACAACAGCCAUGGCCUUCUGUCCUUUUCCAGCCGUGCCUAGGGGCAGCUCACAGGGAAGCAUAGCUUGGGUUUUAGGAGAAACCACUUCUCGAACAUCUGCUGGCCUUACAUUAUUGUGCACUUUGCCUCUUCAGGAGAGAAUGUCUACUUCCCAUGGCUAUACAUAAUAACACACAGUUCAACUGCCUUGCUGAAGACCUUGAAGACCUUCUGUCUUCAUAAAAAGAAUGGUUAAGAGGACAGGUAUAUCCACUGGAGACAUCUUAUCUGCUGAAAUGACUAACUUGGCUUUAAUUUAUUGGGUUAUUUAGUAGCUUUAAAGAAAGCUAAUUCCAAAAUAUUUAUUCUCAGUUAAUCUGGUGGCAAAAAAGGUGUAAACCACUCAUUGUUAAAUGAAAGUAGAAUAUAAUUGUUUGCUGCUUCUCAAAGUAUUUCUUUAGAGGCUUUGACCAUCAUCUAUAACUUGUAAUAGCACCUAAAUAUUAUUUUCUUAUACUGAAAACACUGAAAUGUAAUGUUGUUGGAGACUGGUGUUUCUAAUAUCUUCCUGAAAUUGCUAGACAUGUAAAUUGUUAAAUGUGGGUUUCCUCAUAUUGAAAUGGGAGGACUUGUUUACAUAGUUUAAUCUUGCCCUUAUUUGCAGUGAAAUCUGAUAGUAUUUUGCUGUUUACCCACCAUCCCAGUAGAGCCGUCUUGUCAACUAAAUUUAAUUGAAGACCUCAAGUGUUUUCAGGCAAAGGUAAUGUACGAUUGUCUUGUCUACUUCCAGUAAUAGGAAGAAGUUGAAGGGGAUUGUUAAAUGUUGGUUUUCAAGUGCCGUUGCUGAGUUCAGCUAACUUUUCAAACAAAUGUAAGUUUAUUUCCAAAGAGGAAGGGGGGAGAGGAUGGAUUUUGGUUUAGUUUAGUUUGUUUCUUCCCCGUGUAAGCUUCCGGCCAAAUAUCUUACUAAGAUAAAAGAUGUAUCUUAAUAAUAAACAGAGUUCUUAAAUUCCUGAAAUGGUGUGUUGCCUAGAUCACAGCAUCAAACUACUCCUGUGCUUUUCUUCCAUAUGUAGUUUUGCUUAAAUUGCAGUUUUUUGUGACAAUUAAGGCCUUUUGUAUUGAUUGUUGAAAUAUUUUGACACAACGGAUCUUUACAAAUGGAUCCUUUUUAUAAAUAGAAUUGGGUUUUUUGGUAGAAAUUUCAUACUUGAACAGCUUUUCCACAAAUACAUUGAGGCCCUAGGUACGAAGUAGCAGAUGCACAUGCUUAACCAAAGAACCACCUUUCAGUAACUUCUCUUGAAUUUGUUUCAGAGUUUGACCGAUAAUGAGUUAUACAAAACACAGGCAUGCUUUGCAUUUAUUGUUGACGGUAAUGCAACUGUUGAAGAAAAAUAUGUUUUUGUCUAGGGAUAAGAAUAUCUAAGAUUUGUGUACAAACAGCUCUCGGUAACUUAGGUGUUUGUUUUGCUUGAGUUGCAGAAGUGCUGAUAGAUUCGGAAGGCUCAUAUUUUCAUGAGAUUGCAUGUAGUUUUACAUUGUUUCUAAAAGUACAUUGCCAUAGAAAGUGAUUGGAAAGUACUCUGAUACUAAGUCCUGGUAUAGGUUUGCAGUAAACAGGCUGCCUGUUAAGACACAAAUAGCCUGCUCCUCAGAUUCUCAAAAUUAUCUGCUGCAAUUUUACUGAUGAAAUUUUCUGCUUAAAUGGGGGGUUUCAAGCAUGCUGGUUUUGCACUUGCAAACCUGCAGGUAUGUGUUUGGAGAACUAAUUUAGUGGUUUGAAUCAAGUUCAUUGAAAUAUGGAAACAUCCCAUUUAAUAUUUUAAAUUCUGAAAGACCUACACAUCAGUUCCAACUAACUAAAUAGGAAGGUAUAUUGCUUGAAUUGAGUAACUGACCAGUGUUUUAAUUUCCUUGGUUUUGUGGAUCACAUAAAAUCUUCAAUGAAACACAUUUUUAUAGUUGUUGCUGGCUAGGAUGGAGGAUGACAAAGAACCUGAGGCUGUCCCUCCGUAUUCCUGCAGCAUUCUAACCAGCUUGAAUAAGACUGCUGUGAUACUUGGGAAACUUCUUUCUUACGUUUGUUUUUUAAUACAGAAUUUUGCACUGAAAUGUUGUGUUCUCGUUCUAGCAUUUAAAGAAGAUUACUAGCAAGAAAUAUGCACCUUUAAUGUAUUUCUGGUUUUCCAUUGCUCCUCUUUACUCACUGGUCAAGACAUUCUAUUGUCCACAUUUGCUGUACCAGUUAUUUCUGAGACAAUCUUUCAGAUUCCUAUGGUACUCAACAUAGUCAUUUUAAAGAGUCAUUAUAAAGCAUUCUUUUGUUUGUUUUUAAUUUUUCCUUUUCUCCCCCCUCUCCUCCCCUUCAUCCAACCUCCUGAGAUCAAAGAAGGGUCUCUGCUGUGAAGAUUAAAAUGGUAUUUCAGACACAAUUAUCUUUAAUAAUGGCAAAUCAGUAAAAUAAGCUGAGAAGAUACAUUGUUAUUUUCUAACAUUCCUUUCCCUAUGUGAAGAGAAAUUGUUUAGUGUACAGAAUUCAUAUCUGAUGUAGUCUUGUUAGUUGGCCCUUCUUUUAAAUGAGGCUUCAUAUUGAUGCUUCCUGUUUCAAAUUCAGCUAAGACUUGCCUCGAAGAACCAUCAGUAGUAUGGUCUUUCUCAGUAAAUGUAGCUUAAAGAGCUCAUGCUACGUGCCAUGCCAGAUGGAGGAGUCAAGUGUAUGGUUCAGUGGUGGUACAGUAACAGUAUACUGCCAAAAAGAAAAGAAAAAAAAGAAACAAAACCUCCAGUAAUACCUUCUUAGAAUAUGAAAUGUUCACUGAAUUUUGCCAUGUUUAGGAGAAAAAAAAAAAAAGGCCAAAACAGCACCUUAUGAAAAAGCAUACUGAUUAUUUACGGUUUGUUGUUAGAAUACAGUUACCAGUAGAAAUAGAAAAACUUGCCCUUGCAUAUUUAACAAUCCAUAUUCUUUUCUGAAGAGACUCAGCCUUUUUAAGAACAGUUUAAUUUAGAUCAAUCUCACAUUAAUGUGAAAAUAAUCAAACCAGUCAUUUUGACUUCUGGUCAUUGUAACAUACCAGUUCCUCAUUAUAUUGCCUCAUCUGCAAAAGCAAGCAGCAGCUCUGUGGGAUAAGCUUUUAAAUGGCUUCUAUGUUUCCAAAAAAAAAGGAGUGGGAAGGCGAAACUCCUCACACACCCUUUUCUGUAGUGACAUUAAACUAUAGUUUUCUUAGGAGAGACCAUCUUUUUAAUAAUGCUUAUAGGCAAGAAGUUGAUGGUCUUUAGCUUUACUGUAAACAGUCAUUCCAGGAGCAGGUAUUUUCUUGUCUUUAGUACACUUAGUAAUCAGUUUGAAAAAAAACAGUUUACAAUUCAUAAGGGAAUGCUUGUAGUAAACCAAGACAAUGUGGUCUCAUGGUAUUGUAAAUUACAACUGUGCUGGUUUUUAUCAUUCUUUUCAAGCAAAUCAGGCUUGCUGCAAGUAAGUGUAGUGCUGUAGGGCUAGCGGUAACUGUUUCUUGCACUGAGUCUGAGUUUGCCCUUCCUGCCCUUCCUGUGCUGUAGCAGAGCUAGGAGAAGUGAAUGUGUGCCAGUUUACAGCCCAGCAUGUUGACUUCGGGUUGCUGUAGAUACUGACUUAAUUGAAUACACGAAGAAACAAACUGCGCUGGGCAAGAAUCUGGCACACAUUAAUUUUGUCAGCCUUACUAUAUUAUGGUGACUUGCAGCACAGAUGCACCACUACGGCUUCACCUGGGGGCAGUAAUGACUUAUUUCGAAAAGACGCUUUUUUUUUUUUCCUAAAAAAAAAAAAACCCAAACUUUAACAUUAUAGUCAUAUAUACAAUAGGCGUUUUUCAGAAAUUAAGUUGAUACACACGUAUCUAAUAAUAGAAACAGCAGUCCGAUAUUUCCAUGUGCAAUGUUUUGUAUUUGCAGCUCAUUCGGGGCACAUCUAGGUUUGUCUGAUCUCAAGGACUAUGUGGCUUCUCUUCAAGACUUUGGUGAGGAAGAUAUACUUAUGUAUAUUUUGUCCGUGUUUACUUAAAUAAAGUAAGAAAAAAAGCAUUGUGUAGGGAAAAUUGGAUGCUGUCUCCAGUAUCAUAUAUUGUGGAUAUCAGUGUAACUUCUGAAAUAGGUGUGUGGCUGCCAUGUUAAACAUCGUUUUUCAGCAAACAAAAAAUACAAAACCGAAAAAAAUUGGUCCUCAGUAAAAGCAGCAGCAGAACUACUGUGCUGCCAAUCCCUAGUACUGCUGACACACUAUGCAGAGUGCUGCCUUUCCUAUGGACCUGAUACACUAAGGAUGGCAAAAUACCAUUAUUCUACUGAGAGUCUUAGAAGAUGCUCCCACAAAUUGUCUUUAUUCAAACACUGUGUUCCUAACAGAAUCAUACAAUCAUAGAAUUGCCUUGGUUGGAAGGGACCUUUCAGAUCAUCUUGUCCAACCAUCAACCUAACUCUGACAAAACCAUCACUAAACCAUAUCACUAAGCACUACGUCUACCUGUCUUUUAAAUACCUCCAGGGAUGGUGACUCAAACACUUCCCUGGGCAGCCUGUUCCAAUGCUUAAUAACCCUUUCACUGUAAAAAUUUUUCCUAAUAUCCAAGCUAAACCUCCCCUGGUGCAACUUGAGGCUGUUUCCUCUUGUCCUAUUGCCUGUUACUUGGGAGAAGAGACCGAUGCCUACUUCUCUACAGCCUCCUUUCAGGGAGUUGUAGAGAGCGAUAAGGUCUCCCCUCAGCCUCCUUUUCUCCAGGCUAAACAACCCCGGCUCCCUCAGACCCUCCUCAUAAGGCUUGUUCUCUAGACCCCUCACCAGUUUCGUUGCCCUUCUCGGGACCCACUCCAGCACCUCAAUGUCUUUCUUGUAGUGAGGGGCCUUGAUAAGAGGCCUAUUAACACAGGACUCGAGGUGGGGCUUUACCAGUGCUGAGUACAGGGGGACAAUCACUUCCCUAGUCCUACUCACCACCCUGUUCCUGAUACAAGCCAGGAUGCUGUUGGCCUUCUUGGCCACCUGGGCACACUGCUGGCUCAUAUUCAGCCGGCUGUCAACCAACACCCUCAGGUCCUUUUCUGCCAGGCAGCUCUCCAGCCACCCUUCCCCAAGCUUGUAAUGCUGGCUCAAGUUUGUCCCUGCAGAUAGUACCACAUUUAUAGACACUACAUCAGGAAAUAGCUACGACUUCUUUCAGAAGGUGCUGAAAGCUGUUGGGAUUGGAGUUAGCAUUCAUUGUGUUUAAUAAUGGAGGUACCAUUCUUCUAGAGAUGCAGUUGUUUGCCUUGAAGUUUGCAAUUUUACAAGAGAGAAUUGGUUUCGCGAUUAAAUAAUCUUUAUUGAGUGACAGCUGGCAUCUCUUAAAUCCAUGGAUGCAUCAUCUUUAUAAACUCUAUCUUGGCUUGUAUUUCAAAGCGUUUCAUCUUAUUACUAUUUCUUACGCUUUUUUGUGAAGCGUACUUCGGCAAUUCCCUUCUUAUUUCUAUUUCCACAGAACUAGAAUUGCCUAAAACUCUAAACAAAUCUUAGGGAGGUGUGAUCUUUAACCUGAUACUGUAUUUUUCACUUUUAGGAAAAUACCUUAAUGCUUUAUAGUAAAAUUCUCCAAAAUUGCUUUUAAAUGCUAAAAUUGGAAAUUUAAAAAAAAAAUAAUUGCAAUGUGGAAAAUGAACUCAGUAUUUUGAAACCAGAAGCAGUGCCAGAAGCGACGAGCAUAUUCAGGGAUUCUACACUGGGUUUGUAAAUAUAUAUAAGAAUAUGCAGUAUUAUAUAAAUAUGAGCAGUGUCUGUCCUAUUCAGACUUUAACUGAAAUUUUUUUCCUAUCUUUUUUUUAAAGAUAUCUGAGAGCAAAAUAGUACCUGUAUAUAGUGAAAAUAAGCAACAUUUUCUAGAAUUAGUGUUUACUUGAUAAACGCUGAGGAAGAGCCAGGCAGAUACUGAUAGGGUGACUGGAACUGUUUUGUUGUAGUUACUAUAAAAUUGGGAAAACCUGUUCUUCCGUGUAGUAGUAAUCCAUUGCUAAGAGAUUGCUGUUCCUGGAAGUAUUUGCACACAUCCACUAAAGAGCUGCCAAAAUUAAUAGGUCAUGAAAUACGUCUUCAGUUCCCCCAUCUCUUAACCUCUUCGACACCUCAUCUGGUACCUUGUUUCAUCCUCUUUUGGGAUCGAUUCCAAGACCUGAAGGGCAUGCUUUGAAUGUCCAUACUGAAAAAGUAUGUCCAAUUCAGGACAAGGAAUUGCUAAUUGGCAGGUAAAUGCAUCCUUGAUGUGCUCUGCGUAUGGAUAGACUUGGACAAACAUAAUUUAUGUUACAUUGAAUUAGAGAUUAUUCUUUGACUGUAGCACUAUGUAGCAAUACCAAAUCUAGGUUUCAGUUGGAAGCAGGGCAUGUUUACUUGCAUCAGGAUGCAUUUGCAAGCUAAGAAAGGCGGAGUGAGUGCUCUAGCAUCCAUGUAUAUAUCUGAAGAAAUUUCAGCAUGAUGGUUUCAAAGCAAAAAUGUUGAUUUCUUUUCCUAGCCUCACUUUUUGCCACUUGACUAUUCUAUACAAUGAUCCAAUGAGGACCUAAAGGCAAAGUGACUUUUCAUGGUAUUGGUGUAGAUUUGAAUGUAAGAGGCAUCACAAAGCUAGAAAGUAGCCACAGACCAAAAGUUCAUUCAGCUUAAGAACUGACAUCGAGGCCAUAAGCUUAGAAAAACAAAACCCAAAUUUUUGGCCUCCUUUCUGCCAGUCUCAGCCCCAAACUGAAGCUUUUUCAAGAAGUAUCAGUAAAAAAUAUUUCUGUGUUGCUUUUAACUUACUGGCUACGUAAACCAAUGUUUGCCGUUUCCUGUGUCAUCACUGGUAUAUUCUACAAGCAUACAAUUUGUUCAGAUUGUUACCCUUAAAAACAAAUUUUCUAUGCUUCAGUGAUGGUUGGAAACUAACUCUUUAUGCUAACAGUUAGGUGUUUACCUAUACAUAUAUAUAUAUAUAAAAAAUAUAUAUAUUAUAUGUAUGUAUAGAAUAUAUGCAUAUAUUUUAUAUAUUUAUAUAUUUUACAUAUAUAUAUAUAUAUGUACGUUAACUAGUGUUCGAUGUUUUGGUUGGAAGACUAGGGAAGUUGUUUUUUUUUCCCUUUGAUAAAUUUCACCAAACCAAAUCCAAAGAAACUUUUGAUGUCAGGUACUAAGACUGGCUAGACCCUACUCAAACCUAACAGCAGAUCUUGUACGUUACAGAGCACGGGUUGUUCUAAAGCAUGCAUCCCUACCCAGAACCUGUGGGGCUUUGGAGCAAUAACUUCUGUUGCCGACACAAAUUUUUUCUGUAACUGUAUGUGUGAUACAUCUUCAGACUUGGAACUAUGUUCAAAACUAAUGUUACCAUAAUUGGUUUUGGUACAGUACCUGGUUUUGCAUGUAUAAUAUUAAAAAUAUAACCCCUGUGUCCAUCUGUGGCAGAAUAAAAUGUGUGAGUUAAGAUUGAGAAUUACUCGUGUAGACUGCAGAGGUAUUGAAAUAAUUUUGAUUGUAUGCACCAGUCCUCUUCCUAAUAAAAAAGUUUUUUGUAGCAGGUUUAAGAAGCUUUUGACUUAAUAUUGUAUUCACACUGGAGUCCUUUGUAUGCACAGAACAGUUAAUAUAUUUUGAAAUAAAAUGCU
Molecule: messenger RNA, 10466 nt
Organism: Chroicocephalus ridibundus (black-headed gull)
Lineage: Eukaryota; Metazoa; Chordata; Aves; Charadriiformes; Laridae
Gene: TMEM245
Product: transmembrane protein 245
Exons: 18
Coding region: 116-2779 (887 amino acids)
Source: RefSeq, a predicted model, not a curated record